AUGGCUGCCUUCACACCCCUCUUCAUCUAUGGGGUGUGCGCAUUGCUUUUAUCCGCUGCACUCUAUGUUUUAAAAGUUUUUAAGCAAUCAGCUUUAAAUCUGCCUCCUGGUCCGUUUCCUCUUCCGAUCAUUGGCAACCUGCAUUUGCUGGACAUCAGAAGGCAAGACAAGUCACUAAUGAAGAUUUCAGAGAAAUAUGGCUCCGUGUUCACCGUCCAUUUGGGUUUUCAGAAGGUGGUGGUGCUCACUGGCUAUGAGGCAGUAAAGGAUGCCCUUCUGAACACGGCAGAUGUGUUUGCAGACAGACCAGCUAUACCCAUAUUCUAUCACAUCCAACAUGGAAACGGUGUGUUCUUUUCUUCUCAAGAGCUCUGGAAGACGACACGGCGGUUCACCAUAGCCACCAUGCGGGAUCUCGGCAUGGGGAAGCAUCUUGGAGAAGAAAGGAUGCUCGAGGAGCUUCACUUUCUCAUCGAGUUGAUCAAAUCCUUCAAAGGUGGACCUUUCCAAUUACGUUUUUUGAAUAUGGCUCCCACCAACAUCACCUUUGCUAUUCUCUUUGGGAGAAGGUUUGAUUAUGAAGACCCAACGUUUCUCACUCUGUUAAGACUCAUAGACGAAGUUAUGCACCUUCUUGGCUCUCCGUUCCUGCAUUUAUUUAAUUUCUACCCAUUCCUUGGAUUUCUCCUCAAACCUCACAAGAUAAUACUGAAAAAAGUAGAAGAGGUGUGUGUGAUCUUAAAGAAAUGCAUCAAGGAAAGCAAAGAAAGUAUUAAUGAAAACAACCUGACAAGCUACAUUGAUGCAUUGGUAUUCAAACAAGAGCAAAAUAAAAGUAAUACACUUUUUCAUGAUGCAAAUGUAUUGGCCUCUGCGCUCGACCUGCUCAUGGCUGGCACCGAGACCACAUCCACGACAUUGCAAUGGGCCAUCCUGCUGCUCAUGAAGUACCCUGAGAUUCAAAAAAAGGUGCACGCAGAGAUUGAGCGAGUUCUUGGCCCUGGAUCCUUGCCUACCUUUGAGGACCGGAAAAACAUGCCAUUUACCAAUGCGGUGAUCCACGAGGUGCAGAGGUUUGUCACCCUCCUGCCACACGUUCCACGGUGCACCUCUGUUGACACCCACUUUAAAGGCUACUUCAUCCCUAAGGGAACAACAGUGAUUCCUCUGCUCACCUCUGUGCUGCUGGAUAAAACACAAUGGGAGACGCCAGAUGAGUUCAACCCCAACCAUUUCCUUGAUAAGGAUGGGAACUUCGUAAAGAAGAAAGCGUUCUUGCCCUUCUCCACAGGGCGGAGAAACUGCAUUGGAGAAAGUCUUGCCACAAUGGAGCUCUUCAUCUUCUUCACAGGCUUGAUUCAGAAAUUUACCUUUAAGCCUCCACCUGGGGUCAAAGAAUCUGAGCUGGACACAACUGCAGAGGCUGGAUUCACCAUGAGACCCCAUCCACAGUGUGCCUGCGCUGUGCUACGCCCAUAA
This is a messenger RNA of Gavia stellata (red-throated loon), 1479 nucleotides long. RefSeq names its product cytochrome P450 2W1. NCBI's taxonomy places the organism in Eukaryota, Metazoa, Chordata, Aves, Gaviiformes, Gaviidae. Gene Ontology annotation, cellular component: intracellular membrane-bounded organelle; cytoplasm. Gene Ontology annotation, molecular function: heme binding; iron ion binding; oxidoreductase activity, acting on paired donors, with incorporation or reduction of molecular oxygen, reduced flavin or flavoprotein as one donor, and incorporation of one atom of oxygen. Bases 1 to 1479 code for a protein of 492 amino acids. The record is from RefSeq and is a predicted model, not a curated record. Gene Ontology annotation, biological process: xenobiotic metabolic process. The transcript has 9 exons.